Messenger RNA from Aegilops tauschii subsp. strangulata, 3971 nucleotides. Its product is annotated as protein NRT1/ PTR FAMILY 5.10-like. Gene Ontology annotation, biological process: transmembrane transport. Gene Ontology annotation, cellular component: membrane. The record is from RefSeq and is a predicted model, not a curated record. Lineage: Eukaryota; Viridiplantae; Streptophyta; Magnoliopsida; Poales; Poaceae. Gene Ontology annotation, molecular function: transmembrane transporter activity.
CUUCUUUUUUUAACUCUAAGCGAUGAUGACAGGGGAAGAAAGUGUCUUCAAGAUGAUAGAAAUAUAUACGCCCACCCAACAAGCUAUGAGCAAGCAAGCAAAGCUAGCAGGAGAUGGCAAUGGUGGACGCCGAGGCUCCCUUUCUGGAGGGCGGGGAGGAGCCGCUGGCCGGCGUCUCCGACUUCCGUGGCCGCCCCGUCUACCACGUCACCUCCGGCGGGUGGCGCUCCGCCAUCUUCGUCGCCGUGGUGGAGGGCGCCGGCAGCUUCGCCUACUAUGGCGUGUCGGCUAACCUGAUCACGUACUUGACGGGGCCGCUCAGCCACUCCAACGCUGCGGCGGCUGCGGCUGUGAACGUCUGGACGGGGACGGCCAGGCUCUUGCCACUGUUGGGCGCCUUUGUCGCCGACUCCUGGCUAGGCCGCUACUGGUCCAUCAUCCUCGCCUGCACCCUCUACGUCCUGGGUUACGGCAUGAUCACUCUAGCAUCCACCCUCCUUGCUCAGCAACCGUCACCAACCCUCGACAACGACUCCUCUUCACGUCCUUUGUCGUUGCAGGUGGCCUUCUUCUACGCCUCCCUCUAUCUCAUCGCUGUCGCACAGGGUGCUGACAAGCCUUGUGGCCUUUCCUUUACCGCUGAUCAAUUUGACCCUGACCACCCUAGCGAAUGUGCAGCCCGCAGCUCCUUCUUCAAUUGGUGGCACUUUUCCAUAGCCGUUGGUAUAGGUAUCGCUAUUAAUGUCGUAAGCUACAUCCAAGAGAAUUUUGGUUGGGGAAUUGGUUUUGGCAUGCUGUGCACUGUAAUGAUUUGCGCCUUUGUCGUCUUCCUCCUUGGCAUUCCUACCUACCGCCUCCACGUGUCCAUCGCUAGCUCCGGUAGCCCCUUUGCCCGUCUCAGCCAUAGUUUCAUUACUCUUGCCAAUAACUCAAGCUUCUUCUUCCGCACUAAAAGACACCAGUAUGAAGAUGAAGAUGCCACAACCAACUUGGAGGAGGCACGCGGCAUGCUAAGGCUAUUGCCAAUCUGGUUUGCAUGCCUAGCAUUUGGCGUGGUGUUCGCGCAAAUAACUACACUCUUUAACAAGCAGGGUCAUACCCUUGAUCGGCGUAUCUUUGGCGUCCUAGAGCUGCCGCCAGCCACGUUGCAAACAUUCUGGCCAGCAGCCGUCCUAUUGUUUGUGCCUUUCUACGACCGUGUUCUAGUGCCGACAUUGCGUUGCGUGACUGGCAUCCCAUCAGGACUGACGCUACUGCAACGAAUAGGCACAGGCAUGGCUGUGUCGCUAGCCGCCAUGUGUGUGGCGGCGUUGGUGGAGGCUCGGAGGCUAGAGACGACGCGACAACAUGAACUGGUUGACGAUGCUGGUGCGACGGUGCCGAUGAGUUGGGCAUGGCUAGUGCCACAGUACAUGAUGGUCGGGGUGGCGGAUGUGUUCGUGAUAGUCGGGAUGCAGGAGUUCUUCUAUGACCAGAUGCCUAAAGAGCUUCGUAGCCUUGGGAUAGCGCUCUACUGCAGUGUGAUUGGGGUUGGUGGCUUCAUAAGUGGCGCUCUCAUUUCACUCAUUGACCGCAUCACCCGCAGCGGUGGUGGCGACAGUUGGUUUUCUGAUAACCUCAACCGGGCCCACCUUGACUACUUCUACUGGGUGCUCGCUGGCCUCAGUGCCGCCGAGCUUGUGCUCUACAUCUACUUCGCCAGAUCCUACGUCUACAAGGACAAAAGAGACCGUGCAAAGUGACAACCUAGAAUUAGCAGUGGGCGUAUUUAUGCAUCGAUCAUUCGAUGUAGUGGAUGAUCAGCAAACAUUUUAUUUACUCCACUGGACUGUGGUCACUUAUGUGGUAUUUGAAGAAAAAGCUAUCGGUAAAGAAGCAACACAUUAGCAAGUGGCAUAAGUAACCCUACGGGGCUCUCUACGUGUUCAUGAUGACAAUGCAUUUGAAGAUAAGAUGCACUUAUAAAGCACGCAACGACCUUGACACAUGAAAAACUUGUUGCUUAAAACUAGAGCGCUUUUACGGUACCCUCAAACUAAUAUAGACCGUUCAUUCCUCCUAAUACAAUGGUUUAGAUUGACUGGUACUCCGGUCCAAAUGUUAGAGAGUACCACCACUAAAAAGAAAGGAGUACCGUGUCCUGAGGGUUAAAAUAGUAAUUCAACAAUAUAUAUAAUUUCCUAAUCCUAAGUUCAUGCACAAUUUCUAUGGUGGCAAUGCGCCGGCUAUUCGGCCGCCGCGCCGGCGGGAAUGGGCGGGCAGCCACAUGCCCCGAGCGCUGAAGCCACAACCUGCAUGCUCGUAGGCAUGAAUGCAUUAGGGCAAUGGUCGAUGGAGCCGUAGAUUACGCAAGAAAUUCCUGUGCGGAUCAUCAUCUUCCUCGUCUGAAUUCGUUUUAAGAAAUUCUUUCCCAUUCGAAGAUGAUCAUCUGUAAUUAAUCCCUAAAUUAAAUCUUUAUGAUGUCGAUAGUUAUGCCAUCCAGACGGAAUUCUGUCGUUGAUGGAAACUGCACACUACAGCAGGUUUAUUCGCCUCAAAUUACCAUACAUCCUACGGCGAUGAAUUUUCUGAUUUUUGAAGAAACACAUGAUUGAUUUGUUAUUGGUCGCACGGCGAUGAAAGUGCCUCCAGCUGCGGCUGCGCGGCCGCAUGUGCUUGAUUAGGCUGUUGGAUUUGGAAACCUAGAUUAAAGAUCAGAAAACAACACUUCUUUAGCAGGAGAAAAUACUGAACUAACCCUGCAAACCAACUGAUGGAUUUGAUCGGUACUCCAACUCUACUCCAGGGAGUACCAGGGUACCGUAAAAAACCACAUAUGAUCAAACGGCUAGAAAAUCUUCUAGCCCGGGUGGUAAUGCAAAUAUGCAAUCUCAAGGUUGACUCUGAUCUGCAGGUUGUUGUGGAUCAUGCAUGUGCUCGUUAAUUAUAUAUAACAUUCUGGUCAAACGGCUAAAAGAUGUCUUGUAGCCUGAGUGGUAAUGCAAAUAUGCAAUCUCAAUGUUGACUGUGAUCUGGAGGUGGUUGUGGGAUCAUGCAUGUGUUCGUUAAUUAUAUAACUAUUCUGUUCAAACAUCUAGAAUACGUCAUCUUGCCCGAGUGGUAAUGCGAAGGUGCAAUCUCAAGGUUGACUGUGAUCUGGAGGUAUUUCCGGAUCAUGCAUGUGUCCGUUAAUUAUAUAACUAUUAUUAAUGAUAUCCUAAACAUGUCAUCAAAUCAGAUGUAUGAAUUCUUUAAUUAAAUAUGCCCCAACAGCUAGAUAACGCGCUUGAGUGGUAAGGGUAUCUCUAGGUUGGUACGUCGUUGACAAUGAUCCGGAGGUUUGAUGGUAGAAGAAUUUAGAAUAUUUGGUUUGCGGAUCAUGUAUAUGCUCACUAUAUAAUUAAUGAAAGGUUGAACAUCUCAUCAGAUGUAUGAAUUCUUCACUUAUCUAUAAAAUAUAAUAUCACACUGCACAGGGGUACCUGUUUUUAGAGCUUAAUGUUUUUGAAUUUAUUAUAGUCGAACUAAAGGAAAAGCUAAAGAUGCUUAAGGAAUUUAAUUUUACUUAUUUUUGUCACUUAAACCAAUUAAAUUCUAAAUUAAGUUAUUGUACAAGUUAUAGUGCUAAUAAUCAACUUCAAACAACUUUAACUAAACUACUCUUCAUGCGUUUCAAAUACACUCCAUUUUAUAUUUGGGCACAAGGGUUAUCAAUGAUGGUGAAAUGUCUAUAUUGUCUAUCUCUUUUACUUUACAAGUUUGUUAAAUUACCUCCUAUUCCUCCCCGAAAAAAGACAGGCAAGCACAGGCAUAGGAAAUUAGCUAGCUCCUCAUCUAUAAUAAGUAUUGAGGGUGUUCUAAAAAGGAGGAAGUACUUCUCAUAGUUUGUGUAUAUGCAUUUAGCUUGAAAAUGUAUAGCUCUAUAUUUUUAGUUGACAUAAUGUACCAUAAUCAAACUUUUUUUCAAUUCAUUUGUGCUACCUUCUAGUAUG